This is a messenger RNA of Ruditapes philippinarum (Manila clam), 807 nucleotides long. Its product is annotated as cytosolic phospholipase A2-like. The annotation marks the transcript as partial. The transcript has 7 exons. Gene Ontology annotation, molecular function: lipid binding. Gene Ontology annotation, cellular component: endoplasmic reticulum. Lineage: Eukaryota; Metazoa; Mollusca; Bivalvia; Venerida; Veneridae. The record is from RefSeq and is a predicted model, not a curated record.
AAUAUUUUGGAUAGAUCAAAUUCUGUAAAAAUCUUAUACACACAUCGUUUGAAAUUUUGGAUAAAAGGGAAAAGAAUUAAAACACAACACUGACAAAACAUGCCAUAUGGAUCCAACAGAUUUGAUCCUUUUCAAGUGUUUGAGGUAGAACACAUGCCAUGUAUGCUGUUCUACAUCAAGGUUGUCAAGGGUUACAACAUCACAAAAGGCUCCUAUACAAAAGACUGGUUGGAUGUUCCGGACCCCUAUGUUACGGUCAGCAUUAAGACGUCACCACAUGGCACGCAGAAAACCAAACAUGUGGACAAUGACAUCAAUCCAGUUUGGAACGAGACUUUUAAAUUCUACCUCAAUGCUGAAAUUGACAAUGAACUUGAAAUAUCACUAUUUGAUGCCAACUACCUGAUAGACGAGCACCUUUCAACACAAACCAUCAAUUUAUCUGAUCUCCCAGUUUUAAAAGAAAUAGUCAAACAACGGAUAAAAUUCAAUCAGGUAAUUACAGACCAAUUUCUACAGGUUUCACUAAGAGUACUUGCAAGUGCAGAUGCCAAAUAUAGAGUACUAGUAAGUGCGGAUGCCAAAUAUCGAGAACUAGUAAGUGCAGAUGCCAAAUAUAGAGUACUAGUAAGUGCAGAUGCCAAAUAUAGAGUACUAGUAAGUGCAGAUGCCAAAUAUAGAGUACUAGUAAGUGCAGAUGCCAAAUAUAGAGUACUUGUUUGUGCAGAUGCCAAAUAUAGAGUACUAGUAAGUGCAGAUGCCAAAUAUAGAGUACUAGUAAGUGCAGAUGCCAAAUAUAGAGAACUA